Messenger RNA from Schistocerca americana (American grasshopper), 4403 nucleotides. Its product is annotated as zinc finger protein 91-like. The transcript is spliced from 2 exons. NCBI's taxonomy places the organism in Eukaryota, Metazoa, Arthropoda, Insecta, Orthoptera, Acrididae. Bases 20 to 1801 code for a protein of 593 amino acids. The record is from RefSeq and is a predicted model, not a curated record.
GGCGAACCGACAGGGAUGAAUGUGCAGGUUAAUUCAAAGUACUAUUGAGAGCUGUGACAGUACAUUUCAAGAAACAGUUGGUCAAGGAGUGGUCCUUGAUGAGAUGGAGAUACACACAGAGAAAUCAUCAAAUUUCGCCACAUGCGGUACUCAUACAGAAGGAUUAACUUCUCAAGAAGACACCUUAUUCGGCACCAGAUUAAGUUAUAGUUUAAGGGGAAAGGAAUUUGAUACGUUCAGUUGUAGUUUCUGUCUACAGAGCUUCCCUACAAAAUACAGACUUAUAAUGCAUGUCUUCACCCACAUUGAUGGUGUGCAGGUUCCUGCAUACAUUUGUAAGUCCUGUGGUGAGGUAUUUCCCAGUAAUGAUAGGUUGAGCAAACAUUUGAAAAUGAGUGAGUGUGAUGAGCUUUUAUCUGCAGACAAUAAUGAGAAAUAUGACUACAGUGAGGACCAUGAAAAUAUUAUCAGCUUGGAAAAUGAUAGAGCAGUGUCUGCCAUGGAGGAGCAAACUUCAUCCAAGGAAACUUCGGAACCUUUGAAGAAAUCCUUUAAUGACACAUCUAACAUCCAUACAGUGACACUUGCACAAGGGAUGUCAGACAGGAGUGGUGAUUGUGAAACCUUAGCUACAUGUGGUAAUGUCAAUGUCCACACUAUUUUACUCCCUGCGAAGAGACUGCACAAAUGUGAUGAAUGUGGCAGAUGUUUUACUCGGUUGGAUCAUCUCAAGACCCAUUCCUUAAUACAUACUGGUGUAAGACCACACAGAUGCAAUAUUUGUGGAAAGUCAUUUAGUCAGUCUGGCAAUCUCAAGAGACAUUUAUUAAUACACUCUGGAAAGAAACCUCACAAAUGUGCAACUUGUGGUAAAUCUUUUACUGUACUUAGUUCUCUGAAGAUACACUCGUUCAUACACACAGGAAAGAAACCCCAUUUAUGCGAUAUCUGCGGCAAAGCCUUUGCUGUGUCGAGUAAUCUUAAAACCCAUACAUUAACACAUACUGGGGAGAGACCACACAAAUGUGGCGUUUGUGGCAAAAAUUUUACUUCGUUGGUUACUCUCAAGAGACAUGUCUUGAUACACACUGGAAAGCGACCCCACAAAUGCGACGUUUGUGGCAAAUGUUUUAAUGAUUUGAGUUCUCUGAAAAAACACACAUUAAUACAUACUGGAAGGAGACCUCACAGAUGCGUUAUUUGUGGCAAAUCUUUUGCUGAAUCCAAUAAUCUCAAGAAACACACCUUAAUUCAUUCAGGACAGAGACCUCACAAAUGUGAUAUUUGUGGAAAAUCUUUUACCGAAUCAGGGACUCUAAAAAAACAUAUGUUUGUACACACUGGCAGUAGACCUCACAAGUGUGAUGUCUGUGGCAAAUCGUUUUCCUUGUUGGGAACUCUCAAGAUCCACGCAGUACUCCACACAGGAAAUAGACAGUACAAAUGUGAUACAUGUGGCAAAUGUUUCAUUAUGUUGAGUAACCUCAGGACCCACACACGAAUACACACUGGGGUGAGACCCUACAAAUGUAAUGUUUGUGGCAAAUCAUUUACUGAGUCGCGUACGCUUAGGAAACAUGAAGUAAUACACAUCGGAAAGAGAUCUCACAGAUGUGAUGUCUGUGGAAAGUCUUUUAUUCAUUCGCGUAAUCUGAAGUCCCACGCAAUAAUCCACACUGGUGAGAGAGCACACAAAUGUAGUGUUUGCGGAAAGUUAUUUACUCAGUCAGGUAAUCGCAAUAAACAUGUGUUAAUACACACUAGAAAGGGACCUCACAAAUAUGGUUCUCGGGGCAAAUAAAUUUCCCUUAGCUGAUGUCAUCAAGAUCCAUACAGAUACGUGUACUGGGAGAUGUUGCACGUUUGUUGUGUGAUAAAUCCUUAAAAUGUGCUAGAAUUCUGAAGAGGCAUAUAACAAUAUGUGCUAGCGAGAGAUCACAAAUGUGACUAAUACAUUUCUGCAGUUUGAAAUUUUGAAGAAGAUGCUCACAAAGUUGCUACAGAUGAAUUACAUAGUUGUGACUUUUUUCUGAAUAAUGUUGCUAUGCUUUAGUCAUACUUGAUACCAGAAGUUCGUCCAUUUAGUGAAAUCUUUUACCAAUAAAUACCAUGCAGUAAUCAGGACCCUAGAUAUUUCAAGGAAGUGUAUUGCUUUGUUGUUUAUUAUUGGAAGGAUAAUGAAAGUAGCCCUAGAAACAGCAAAAAAUGUAAUGUUUAUAGCACAUUCUUCACUCAGGCUAGUGAAGAAGAGAAAGAUGAGAAAAAUCUGAAAAUUAUUCAAGUAUUAGACACAGAUACACUUUCUUAACAGUAGUACAAUGUAUGUAAUUAAUUAUCCAUUUUUUGUGCUGAUCCUCCAUUACAAUCUGUUUUAUAAUGUUAGAUAUGCAGUGGUAAGUCAAAAAUUGUGAUCCGCUGCAUAGUAGCGUUUUACUCAACCUUCAGAUUGCAAUACAGCAGUGCUUCGACGAGAUGUGGACUCAACGAUUCUUUAAUAGGUUUCCAGUAGUAUGUUGGUCUAUGUGUCUACACACAAUUCCCAUAAAUUGUAGGCUGGUCGUUUGUGGAUACAUAGCUGGUGCCCCUUAGUAUCCUUGAUCUGUCUGAUAGGCCUCUCAUGAGGUGAAUUGGAUGGCCAAGACCCAAGUUAUCACAUUGCUCAAACCAUUUUAGUGCAGUUCUGCUCUUGUCACUUGGAUAAUUAGAAGACGCCAUGACCAUCAUGGAGGACUUCAAGCAUUAAGUUCGUGUAGUUCACUGUCGUCCUGAGGCCUUCAAUUAUAACUACCUGUCCCAUGGUAACCGAAGUAAAUGUCACCCACAGUGUAAACUGUCUCUAUCUUCCUGCUUCUUUUGUGUUGUGAAUAUUGUAAUCAACCAUUCACCUCAUUAAAGGUGUAUCUUGGCAGCAUUAUUGACCUAGAGUAACAAAGAGUGUCGCUUAUCUGAACAAGAGACACGUUUCCAUUGAUUUACAAUCCAAUUUUGACGAUCCCAUUUCCACUGCUAUUGCAAUGGACAGUGUUGUUGGAUCAAUCUAUGAAUAUGCGGCAUUAUAUGCAUUCAACAAUCUCUCUGAAUUGUGUGGUUUUGAACACUUGAACCUGCGCCAUGUCUGCAUCCUCAUAUUUGACAAAGAUUGCUGCUUAUCUCACUGUACAGAAUGGGCAGACUUCUUACCUUCAAGUUCAUUGGAGAGGUGUGAGUGUCUUACAUCUUAUUGUCAGCUUGUGGUUUCACCAUCUGUCAUCCAACUUCCAUAGAGGCUGACAAUAGUAGCACAUGAAUAGUCAUAAGAUUCACAGCUUGUGAGAUGCUCAUACUCAGGUACCUGGCUAUAAUAAUCUGCCAUUUGUUUCAUUUUAUUUAUCAUGUUUGUUUACACUUUAUACUAACACUCUACUGUCACGUUAGGAGCUGUAUUUCUCGUGAAAUGCUUUUUGUGUGUUCCAAAGCUCUGUAGAUGAUGAUUACGUAACGGAGAUUGGUUUUAUGCAUUAAAUCAUAUAUAUUUCUUUAGUUUUGGAUACUGUGUACAAGCAGAACAAAAACAGAUUUGAAAGUACUGCCGCAUCUAGAGUUAAACUGUAAUUCCAGGUGAUUGUAUAAAACAAAAGGAUAUUUGAAACAGCUCUAGGCAUUAUCACUAGGUGUGAAAUGUAAUCAAAUGCAUAAUUUCUAAUGUAAUAAGCAAAUAAAUCAAGUGAUCUUUCUUUGUAAUAGCUUUGUUUUUAUUUGUCUUCUUUUUAAUUGUGUCUAUUGUUUAGAUUAAAGAUUAAUUCUUAGUGUAUAUUUUCCUUUAUUUUUGUGAUUAAAAGUGAUGUUUCCAGAAAUCUCUCAUUACAGUUCUAUUAUAUAGGGUGUUCAAAAAGUCUCCCUGCAGUUCCGUAUGAUUGUUAGCUGCACAUACUGUAUGAUUGGUCAUCUGCGUGGGUUACUUCCCUUGAAGUGGACUCUCCCAACAUUCCACUGUUUCGUUUAUCUCAGUGAAAUACAAGUUAUUAAUUUAUUAAAUAUUCAUUUUUACUGAGUUUCAUUUCGGUAUAUUCACUGUGGCAUACAGGACACGUGGAGAGACUUUUUGAACACCCCGUAUUUAAAAAAUGUUUAUUUUUAUGCUCAGUUUUUGGUUUACUAUCUUUUUCUUGCUGGUGCAAAACAUGUGGUUAGUUACGUUUUGUCAUACUUGUAAUUUAAGAUACUUGCCGUUAAGUGAUAGGCAUUUUUCAGUUCUGCAUUGCUUUCAGCUAGUGAAGUGAGAACGUUUCUACCAUUAUAGAUCUUGCAACAUAAUAAUGUGUUUCUGUCUAUACUAUCACAGUGGCUUUUAAAUAUUUAAAUAUUUUAGAUUUACUUGCUAUUUAUGGUUUCUCAUUCUUCAUACACACAUAACAAAUUUUGGU